Molecule: messenger RNA, 16029 nt
Organism: Megachile rotundata (alfalfa leafcutting bee)
Lineage: Eukaryota; Metazoa; Arthropoda; Insecta; Hymenoptera; Megachilidae
Gene: rg
Product: A kinase anchor protein rugose
Biological process (GO): intracellular protein localization
Cellular component (GO): cytosol; membrane
Molecular function (GO): protein kinase binding
Source: RefSeq, a predicted model, not a curated record
CGUCGCUAGGGUGUUUCGCGUUGCCGUGCUGGCAGGCUCCUCAUAACAGUGUCUACUUUCUAACAUGGCAGAUCAAUUUGUGUUGUAUUAUCAUGUGACGGGUAAAAGCUCUCGUUUAUAAGACGAUCUCUGUGUAAACUAUCGUAGAUUUUCCUUGCGAGGAAAACGUGUUGUCAGCUUAGAAUACGGUCGCGAUGGCGGACAUGAAAAGUCCACCGUUCAGUGACAUUAAACGGCCCGAGGAGGUGGUGGCGAUGGCGAUGAACGACAGCCUGAAAUUCGCCGUGCUGAUCGGGCUGAUCGAAGUGGGACAGGUGUCGAAUCGGGAAGUUGUCAACACCGUGCUUCAUCUGCUGGUGGGCGGUGAAUUUGACAUGGAACUGAACUUCGUGAUUCAGGACGCGCAGAACAUCAGGCACAUGCUGGAACUCCUCGAUCAUUGCCCGCCCAAUCUCCAGGCCGAAAUAUGGAGCGUCUUCAUCGCUAUUUUGAGGAAAAGCGUGCGGAAUUUACAGGCAUGUACGGAUGUAAGCCUCAUAGAACACGUGCUGCAUCGUUUGUCCCGUGCCGAGACUGUUGUUGCAGAUCUGCUGAUCGACAUGCUCGGAGUGUUGGCCAGUUACAGCAUAACAGUGAAAGAAUUGAAACUUUUGUUUGGUGCUAUGAAGGCUGUAAAAGGAAAAUGGCCACGACACUCGGCGAAACUGUUAAACGUUCUUCGUCAAAUGCCGCAGAGAAACGGACCUGACGUGUUUUUCAGUUUUCCCGGUAGAAAAGGAUCGGCAAUCGUCCUACCUCCACUCGCAAAAUGGCCACACGAGAACGGAUUCACGUUCACCACGUGGUUCCGUUUGGACCCCAUCAACUCCGUUAAUAUCGAACGAGAAAAGCCGUACCUCUACUGUUUUAAAACCAGUAAGGGUGUAGGAUAUUCUGCACACUUCGUAGGAAAUUGCUUGGUCCUCACCUCUAUGAAAGUAAAGGGCAAGGGCUUCCAGCAUUGUGUCAAAUACGAAUUUCAGCCACGAAAGUGGUACAUGAUCGCCGUAGUGUACAUAUAUAAUAGGUGGACGAAGAGUGAAAUUAAAUGUUUGGUCAACGGUCAGUUGGCUUCAAGCACAGAAAUGGCGUGGUUUGUCUCCACGAACGACCCGUUUGACAAAUGUUACAUCGGAGCUACUCCGGAAGUGGAUGAAGAGCGUGUGUUUUGCGGACAAAUGAGCGCCAUAUAUCUGUUCAGCGAAGCUUUGACGACGCAUCAAAUUUGCGCUAUGCAUAGACUGGGGCCUGGAUAUAAGAGUCAGUUUCGUUUUGACAACGAGUGUUACCUGAAUCUGCCUGACAAUCACAAAAGGGUGAGUGAUGAGCCGGAGCUCACGAGCAUGGUGGACCAAAGUAUGCAAACUGUGCUUUACGAUGGUAAGCUGUCGAACGCGAUUGUGUUCAUGUACAACCCGGUGGCAACGGAUUCGCAACUUUGCCUUCAGAGCGCACCGAAAGGCAACGUUUCCUACUUUGUACAUACACCACACGCCCUUAUGCUGCAGGAUGUUAAAGCUGUUAUCACGCAUUCCAUUCACAGCACACUGAACUCGAUCGGUGGCAUUCAAGUGCUGUUCCCUUUAUUCUCACAACUAGAUAUGCCAUACGAUUGUAUAGCGCCGAACGACGUUAAACGAGAUCCCACGUUAUGUUCAAAACUGUUGGGGUUUAUCUGCGAUCUGGUGGAAAGUUCGCAAACCGUACAGCAACAUAUGGUGCAAAACAGGGGAUUUUUGGUAAUUAGCUACAUGCUCCAGAGAGCAAGCAGAGACCACCUUACUACUGAAGUUCUCGCAUCGUUCUUGGAACUCACUAAACAUUUGGUCACCUGUCUCAGCGCCAACAGCGAUUUGUUAUUAAAACAGUUGUUUUACUUUUCAUUCCUAACAUGGCAGCUAUUGGAUCACGUGCUUUUUAAUCCCGCUCUGUGGAUAUAUACGCCGGCGCCGGUGCAAACCCGGCUUUAUUCGUACUUGGCCACAGAGUUCCUCAGUGACACGCAAAUAUAUUCUAAUGUAAGAAGAGUCUCCACAGUAUUACAAACGGUACACACGCUUAAAUACUACUAUUGGGUUGCCAAUCCACGAGCCAAAAGUGGUAUCACUCCAAAAGGACUUGAUGGACCACGACCACAACAGAAGGAUAUCUUGACAAUACGCUCUUAUAUUUUGUUAUUUCUCAAACAACUGAUCAUGAUCGGGAACGGAGUCAAGGACGACGAACUGCAGAGUAUUCUUAAUUACCUGACGACAAUACACGAGGACGAAAACUUGCACGACGUUCUGCAAAUGUUAAUAUCGUUAAUGUCUGAACACCCAUCGUCAAUGGUGCCUGCUUUCGACGCAAAGCAAGGCGUCCGAACGAUCUUUAAACUGCUAGCUGCAGAAAGUCAGUUGAUACGUCUACAGGCACUGAAGUUGUUGGGAUUCUUCUUGAGCCGUAGCACGCACAAACGAAAAUACGACGUCAUGAGCCCACAUAAUCUGUACACGUUACUUGCCGAAAGGUUGUUGCUGAACGAGGAGACACUGUCGUUGCCAACGUACAAUGUUUUAUACGAGAUCAUGACGGAACAGAUUAGUCAACAGAUCCUUUACGCCAGACACUCUGAACCGGAGUCUCAUUGUCGUCUAGAAAAUCCAAUGAUUCUCAAAGUAGUAGCGACGUUAAUUCGACAAUCAAAGCAAACGGAACAGCUGCUGGAGGUGAAGAAGUUGUUCCUCUCGGACAUGACGCUACUAUGCAACAACAAUCGAGAAAAUCGACGAACCGUUCUGCAGAUGUCCGUGUGGCAGGAAUGGCUGAUCGCUAUGGCCUAUAUUCAUCCGAAAAACACUGAGGAGCAGAAGAUCUCGGAUAUGGUGUACUCGUUGUUUCGCAUGCUUCUGCAUCACGCCAUUAAGCACGAGUAUGGUGGAUGGCGCGUGUGGGUGGACACUUUGGCAAUCGUUCAUUCCAAGGUAUCCUACGAAGAAUUCAAGCUUCAGUUCGCUCAGAUGUACGAGCAUUACGAGAGGCAGCGAUCAGAUAACAUUACUGAUCCCGAGCUAAGACAGCAGAGGCCGAUUAGUACUAUCUCCGGUUGGGAUCAGCAGCAUUCGGGGAAUAAUGGGUAUAAUAAACCAUCGCCCUGGGGCAAUCAACAGAAUCACGAAGUACAACACGUAGAGAGGAAUUAUAAGGAGUUUGACGCGUCCGAAGGAAACGAUCGGCUGGAAGAAUCUUGCAGCUGUGAUUUGAACUCGAUAGACAAUACCGAAAGCGACAGUAGUCCCGCGAUCGUGAAAUCGCACAGCGAAACACUGGACACCCCGCAGUCGAGCGAGGCGAUAUCCCUGGACUCCAGACUGAGCGACAAGCCGGAGACGCCGACCACAGCUCGCGAAGUUCACACGGACACUCCGACGAUUCUCGAAGAAGCCAACAGCGAACCAAUUUCCGUGCCAACUACGCAAGAGACCAGCGAAGCGAUAUCGAUCGAGAGUUCCAACGAUUUGUACAGCGAGGUACACAAGAUCGACAGUUCCAGUCCGGAUUCGAUGACGGUGCAGGAGGCGAUGAAGAAGGAUGAGGAACCAUCGGAGGAGAAAGCGGAAGAUACUGUCCCUGAAUCGUCUCCUGUUAAGCAACCGGAAGAAAACGCACAGGUCGAAGAGGAUGCCGAGCAAGAGGAGAAAGCGCCGAAAGAUGAAGCAAAUGUAGCUGAUGAGACUUCUGAAACCCAGCAACCGAAAGAAGACAAUGAGACUCCUGUUACCGAAACGGAAGAGGAAGAAACGAGCAAGGAGAAGUCUGAUGCAGCAGACAACGUUACUCCGAGCGAGGAUGUUCCUUCUAAUACGGAAGACGACGAGAAAGUGGAAACACCUGACGAAAGUUCGACGGAAGUUGCGGUUUCGACGGAACUGGCCGACUCGGAUAACGUACCGAGUACGUCUCCUGGCGAGACACCUGAACCGUUAGUCAUCAAGGAGAUCGAGAAACUGCAAUUGGAGAACGAUCGAGAGGUGAUCGACAGUGAUACCUCGGAAGCGUACUUGACACCGACGGAGAACCAGGAUAACUUGAGCGACAUAAAGACCAAAGCUUUAGAGGCGGAAAAGUCCGAGGACAAUGUGGAGGACGUUCAGGAUGCGGAGAGUACGGCUGUUCAGGUUGAGAAUAACGAAAACGAAAACGAAAGGGAGGAAAAUGCGAAGAAUCCCAAUUGCUCAACUAGCGUAAUAGAAAGUACGGAAACCGGUGAAGAGAAGGUAGAUGUAGAAGAGAAGAAAGUGGAAUCUGUAGUAGUGACUAGUGAGUUAAGUAGUGACAAAUGCGCCGUGGACUCUGCGACAGAGGACAAAAGUGCUGUUAUUAAUGAUAACGAUGAGAAGGUAAUUGAUAAACAUUCAAGGGAGCCGUCCACUAUUUCUACUAACGUAAGUGAUAAUCAGUCAGACAUUCCGGUGAGAACUGAGACCGAGGUAGAGGUUACAGAUAGUGUUUCUAGUAAUAGCGAUAUUCAAAGUUCUGUAGAUAAUGUGACGCAAGUGCCAAAUCCUAAGCAGCAAAUUCCAACAAUAUCUACGGUCUGUGAUGCUAAUACAAAUAUGCCCGACGGUGUGCCUCAAAUCGUUAGUUCUACUGUGGUUACGAGGGAUAAUUCGUUGUUGAAUGACUUGACUCCAGAUCACGUAGAUACCCAUCGCAGAUCCAGUUUACCGACUGUACCCUCUGAGACAGCCAACGAUGAUAAUGUUAACAGUAACAAUAACGAACCUCCUUCUUUACCUGUACCCUUGCGAAAAACAUCGUCACCCCAAAAGCGACCAAGGAGUGCCUCAACUUCCACGCAAGUGGAUCCCAAUCAUUUCGAGUCAAAACGAUCGAAGCAAGGUAAUCCUUCCACGAGACCAAUGUUUAGUCCAGGACCGACUCGACCUCCUUUCAGAAUACCAGAAUUCAAAUGGUCUUACAUACAUCAAAGAUUACUCUCGGAUGUUCUUUUCUCGUUAGAGACAGACAUUCAAGUCUGGAGAAGCCAUUCAACGAAAUCAGUGUUGGACUUUGUAAACAGCAGUGAAAACGCGAUUUUUGUUGUUAAUACCGUUCAUCUAAUUUCACAACUGGCUGACAAUCUUAUUAUUGCCUGCGGAGGAUUGUUACCGCUUCUAGCGUCGGCUACCUCGCCAAAUAGCGAAUUGGAUGUAAUUGAACCAACUCAGGGGAUGCCAAUUGAGGUAGCAGUUUCUUUUCUGCAAAGACUAGUCAACAUGGCUGAUGUACUUAUCUUCGCCAGCUCUUUAAAUUUUGGUGAACUGGAGGCUGAGAAGAAUAUGUCUAGUGGCGGUAUUCUAAGGCAGUGUUUACGACUGGUCUGUACAUGUGCCGUUAGAAACUGCUUAGAGUGUAAAGAACGUGGCAGAUCGUACAGCAUGUUAGGUCGGCAGAUUGGUACUAGUAAUAAAUCACAGCACAUACAGUCUCUUAUACGAGGAGCUCAAACAUCACCCAAGAACAUAGUGGAUAAUCUGGCACAUCAAUUAAGUCCUGUAAAAGACCCUGAGAAAUUGCUGCAAGAUAUGGAUGUGAAUCGUUUAAGAGCUGUGAUAUACAGAGAUGUUGAGGAAACCAAGCAGGCCCAGUUUCUGUCCCUCGCUAUAGUUUACUUCAUCUCUGUACUAAUGGUAUCAAAAUAUCGUGAUAUACUGGAACCACCAAUAUCGCAACGUCCACCAAGUCCAGUUCAAACGAUACAAACUAACGGUGCUGGUCUAAGACCAGGUAGCCCCUCAGCAGAUGGGAAUGGUGGUGGAGGAGGGCGGCCCCUGUUUCCACAGUGGUCUCACCACGUGUACCCACAGUUCCUCCCGGGAUCUCACCCUAACGCCAAUGCGAAUGCCAAUGCCAAUGCCAACCACCAUAUGAACCAGCACCACCACCAGCACCCGCUACCGGCUGCCAGGCACUCUAAUCGCCAGCCCCCCUCCAACUAUUAUCUCCCGAAUCACCACAGUAAUCAUUACAACCAUCAUCCGAAUAACCAUAACUAUCAUCGUCAUCAUCAUUACCAUCAUCACAAUAACAACAAUCACCAUCAUACGCUUCAAAAGCAUAUCGAUCAGCCCCGAAAUCUCUGUCAUAGAAACUCCGGUGUUGGUCUGCAAGGAAGCGGAGGUAUAAUGAGCCAAGCUGGUUCUCAGGACGACGGUGAAUACGAGGUUAUAAUCGUCGACGAGAACAACUCGUCGAUCCUGGCCGAUCACGACGUGACGUCAUCGGGUCCACCCUCGACGAAGGGAGGUCACAGUGGUGUACCUCGGCCACGGACCAUUCUCGAGGAUUACACCUCGUCAGAACCAACGCUUGGCUCUUCGACAAGAUCCGAACCACUGCCACGAAAUAUCCAGAGCAACGACUCCAGCGAAGAGACGGUACAUAGAAGCAAUAUUACCGCUGACCCCAGUCCGUCUGAGGUUACCACGGAUAAUGAAAACAAGCACAACUCCUCCGAGGAAGCUUGGACCGAUGUGAACCUCAACGAGGAUGGAGAUACUAUCCCCAUGACGAAUCAGAGGGAAGACCCGCGAAAUAUUCACAAUAUGACUCAUUCUCGUGGCGACAUCCAAGACAACGAAGGUAACGUUCUGGAGCAAGAGAUGCUCGGCAACGCGGAACGCGGAGAGAAACCAUCGGCGGAGAUCUCUGUAGUCCGCGUACCGGACAGACUAGUGAUGACUUCCGCAUCGCCGAGACCCGAUGAUCUACCGAUCAAAAGCCUGGUCGAUCAUCUGCCGGUACCGACACCAUCGCGCGAAGCGUCCCUCACGCAGAAAUUAGAAAUGGCGCUGGGCUCUGUAUGUCCGCUUCUCAGAGAAAUCAUGGUAGAUUUCGCUCCGUUCCUAUCGAAAACGCUCGUCGGCUCUCAUGGACAGGAAUUGUUAAUGGAGGGAAAAGGUAGGGGUCGUCUGACCACCUUCAAAAACAGCAAUUCCGUGGUGGAGCUCGUGAUGCUACUCUGUUCCCAAGAAUGGCAGAACUCGUUGCAGAAACACGCGGGCCUCGCUUUCAUCGAGCUCAUUAACGAGGGAAGAUUACUGUCGCACGCAAUGAAGGAUCAUAUAGUGAGAGUGGCCAACGAGGCCGAGUUCAUUCUGAACCGUAUGAGAGCGGACGACGUUCUGAAGCACGCCGACUUUGAGUCGCAGUGCGCUCAAACGUUGCUUGACCGACGGGAAGAGGAACGGAUGUGCGAUCAUUUGAUCACUGCAGCACGGAGGCGAGACAAUGUGAUCGCGAGCAGGUUGCUGGAGAAGGUCCGAAAUAUUCUGUCGAACAAACAUGGUGCUUGGGGAUACAUGGAUCCAAUGGCUGCAAAGUUGGCCGAAUACUGGAAGCUAGAUGCUUGGGAGGAUGAUGCACGCAGACGUAAGCGUUUCGUGCACAAUCCACUAGGCUCGAGCCAUCCCGAAGCUACACUGAAGGCGGCCCUGGAACACGGUGCACCCGAGGAUGCGAUUCUUCAAGCGCGUGAAGAGUUUCACGCGCAUCUCGCAGCCUCGCGUGCACAUCAGCAGCAAUUGCAGUCGGCGGAUCUGAUGGACGACAGUGAAUUGUUGUCGGACGACAGAGACCUCGACAACGACCUGACAGGCCCGGUGAACAUCAGCACGAAGGGGAAAUUGAUCGCGCCCGGUAUCGUGGCUCCUGGUAUUAUCUCCGUCACGUCCACGGAACUGUACUUCGAGGUAGACGAGGAUGACCCGGAGUUUAAGAAGAUCGACAGCGAGGUGUUGAAAUACUGCGACCAUCUGCACGGAAAAUGGUACUUCUCGGAGGUGCGAGCGAUAUUCUCGCGACGGUAUCUGCUCCAGAACGUCGCUAUCGAGAUCUUCCUAGCCAGCAGAACCUCGAUCCUGUUCGCGUUCCCGGACCAGGCGACGGUGAAAAAGGUGAUCAAGGCGCUACCGCGGGUCGGCGUUGGCAUCAAAUACGGGAUACAGCAGACUAGGAGAGCGUCGAUGAUGUCGCCUCGGCAAUUAAUGAGGAGUUCAAACAUGACGCAGAAGUGGCAGCGAAGAGAGAUAUCUAACUUCGAGUAUCUCAUGUUCUUGAAUACAAUUGCAGGUCGAACGUAUAAUGACUUGAACCAAUAUCCGGUUUUCCCUUGGGUGUUGACAAACUACGAGACGAAGGAGCUGGAUCUCAGUUUACCCAGCAAUUACCGCGACUUAUCAAAGCCGAUUGGAGCGUUGAAUCCGAGCAGAAGGGCUUACUUUGAGGAACGUUUUCAAAGUUGGGAACACGACAGUAUACCACCUUUUCAUUAUGGCACCCAUUACUCUACCGCUGCUUUUGUUUUGAACUGGAUGAUACGCGUGGAACCCAUGACGACGAUGUUCUUGGCGCUCCAAGGCGGUAAAUUCGACCAUCCGAAUCGAUUAUUUUCCUCGAUCGCGUUAUCCUGGAAGAAUUGUCAGCGAGACACAUCCGACGUGAAGGAGCUUAUUCCGGAGUUCUUCUUCCUACCGGAAAUGCUGGUGAACAGCAAUCGGUAUCGCUUGGGUAGGCAAGAAGAUGGCAGCGCGGUUGGCGAUGUUGAAUUACCACCGUGGGCAUCGUCGCCGGAAGAAUUUAUUCGAAUCAAUCGAAUGGCACUUGAGUCGGAGUUCGUGUCUUGCCAGUUGCAUCAGUGGAUAGAUUUGAUAUUCGGUUACAAACAGAAAGGUCCAGAAGCAGUUCGAGCAACAAACGUUUUCUAUUAUUUAACAUACGAAGGUAGCGUGGACCUAGACACCAUAACUGACCCAGUUAUGAGGGAAGCUAUAGAGAAUCAGAUACGCAACUUUGGUCAAACACCGUCGCAACUUUUGAUGGAACCCCAUCCUCCGAGGAGUUCCGCCAUGCAUUUGAGUACCGCAAAGUUUGACAAGACGUUGCCACCCGUGUUGCAGUCGCCGAUGAUGUUUUCGAGUAUCCCGGACGACGUGUGCAUGACUAUCAAAUUCCCAUCGAAUUCACCGAUUUGUCACAUCUCUGCCAACACUUAUCCCCAAUUGCCUUUGCCGUCGGUCGUUACGGUUACCACAGGACAGCAAUUCGCUGUUAAUAGAUGGAACACUAAUUACGCUGCCUCCGUGCAAUCGCCGAGUUACGCGGACACUCCUCAAGCUCAGGCUGCAAAUCAACCGAUGUCCAUGGACCCUGUUCUCUCACAAGCGGCGAACAGCUCGAAUCCAACGCUACGUCGACACUUGGGAGAUAAUUUCAGUCAGAAACUGACGAUUCGAAGCAAUUGUUUCGUUACUACAGUGGACAGCAGAUUCCUAGUUGCUUGUGGCUUUUGGGAUAAUAGCUUCCGCGUGUUCUCCACCGAAACUGCAAAAAUCGUGCAGAUAGUGUUUGGCCAUUACGGAGUCGUCACGUGUUUGUCACGCAGCGAGUGCAACAUAACUUCCGACUGCUACAUAGCAUCCGGAAGUGCCGAUUGCACCGUUUUAUUGUGGCAUUGGAACGCAAGAACGCAGACGAUAGUCGGAGAAGGUGAAGCUCCAGCACCGAGGGCAACUCUCACGGGCCAUGAGCAACCGGUGACAGCUGUCGUUAUAUCAGCCGAGCUGGGCCUGGUCGUUUCCGGUUCUUACUACGGACCAGUUCUUGUGCACACGACUUUCGGAGAUCUCUUGAGAUCACUGGAGGCACCAAAUGGAUUUUCUUCGCCUGAAAAUAUUGCAAUGUCGCGGGAAGGUGUUAUUGUGGUGAACUACGAACGUGGUCACAUAGCUGCGUUCACCAUAAAUGGAAAACGCCUGCGCCAUGAGUCCCACAAUGAUAAUCUUCAGUGUCUACUUUUAAGCAGAGACGGCGAGUACUUAAUGACAGGUGGUGACAAACGAAUCGUAGAAGUUUGGAGGACGUUCAAUCUAGCUCUUCUGUACGCAUUUCCGGCAUGCGAAAGCAGUGUCCGUUCUUUGGCACUCUCUCACGACCAAAAGUUUCUACUUGCUGGUCUGGCCAACGGAUCGAUCGUGAUAUUCCACAUCGACUUCAACAGAUGGCACCACGAGUUCCAGCAACGCUACUGAGACUGUUUUGCGUAUGUCUAGCAAAACCGAGCGAGCUACAAGCAUAGCCAGGCUGUUGUUUGACUUCCUUGCACAAUAACGACAGAUUCUUUUCAACAACGGGUCACAGGACGACGACAGCCACGCAACAGCCAUUUUCGCUAUAAUCCUACGUGUAACUACUCUAUUCAAACAGAUCUACGAUUCGAAGAAACGCAUCGUGCGACGAGGUCGGAUCUACUGUACCGAUCGUUGUGAACGAUGCGGCUCUGAACAGUUUACAGAUAGGAGCAACGAGCAACGACGCUUUCGUAACCGUUUAUUACAAUCAAGUAGUGGGCGCAGAACAGUAGUCGGCGAGCAGCAGGUAUAUUCAGCGUUCUAGCAAUAAAAAAAGAGAAAUUCGCUUUUCCCGCGACGAGAUAAACACUCGAGACAAGCAGUGCUUCCGUGAAUCGACGACCAGGCGUGCAGAACAGAAUUUCGAGCACAGGGUUUUGUGCUGAUCAGGCGUUAUUCCGCGAUUUCGAGCGAGGACUCGGGACUCGUGUUUUAAUGAACGUUCGUUUCGUGUCCUCGAGCUGUCAACCUUGCAGAACCUUCACAAAAGGAAAAGGUUCGCGACAAAAAGGAAGCAGAUACGUUUCUCUGGAACCGCUAGUCAAUUACGAACACACUCGGAACUAUCUGUACGCUUGCAAACACUCGAAGGUCGAUUAUCGACCAUGUCCUUCGAGGAUACAGCGAAGAGAUCCUCGGACAGCACGCUCGCGACCAAGGAAUCGCAAACGCGACGAGGUCGCGCUGUCUUUCCGCCUCGAAGCGCGUCAAGGGUGCGGCCAUGUCGCAGCCACGAUGCCAAUAACGUCCCGUGUAAAUACGAUUAUCUCUAUAAAUAUGCAUAUACGAUAUAAAUACGUACAUAUUCCGCGCUAGGAUGACGAGCGAAUGAGCGAAAGACGAGGCAACGAAACGUGUACUCCUUGCUCAGGAGAAUCGCAUUCCAUUGCCGGUGUCGUGAUUGCUGCUCGUGAUAUGAUACACUUCUUCGGCUAAGCACUUAGUGAGUUCUGUUUAACGAGACACGUAAGAAUGUAGUAACACAUUCACACGUACUGAUCGAAGCGAUAUCGACACCAAAGUAUUCGAUAGAACAGUAUCAAAACUUUAGAUACUGACUCUUUUUGAAACGAUAUUAAGUCGUUGCAAGUGACCCUUUCAUAUGGUUUUACUUAAGAAACUUCCCAUGUUUUAAAGGUUAAGGCAUUAUUACAUUGUUACAUGGUUAUCUCUUUGAUAAAAGUAAAUUAAUUUCGGAUAUAAAAUAUCAAUACUUCCAUAAGGAUAUGUUUAUGGACUCCAAAGCUAGAGUAUGAGUCGCUUGAGAUCCAUUAUUAUCAAAAAAUACACUAAUUAGAAAUAAUUGUUAUUAUCGGAAAGAUUGCAAAAUUUCAAUCGUCGCUUUAUGAAGGGAGUGGACUUGAUCGACCCUCUGGCUCUGGGGUUCACAGUCGCGAAGUAUCAAACGAGCAUUAAUUCUAGUAGAUACUAUUCGAUAAAGUAUCAUAAUUUGCAGGAUAGAAUUGGCAGUAUUGAUCCGGUAUCAUUUCGAUCGCUACCCACACGUAUAUACAUCACACAGGCGAAACAAAAUACAAGGCAGAUUUCGUACACACGCAUGGUUCUCGAGUAUUCACAUUUGCACAAGAGGGCACUUUCGCAAGGGACGAUCGAUGCUUUUUCUUUCGCAAUGCCGCGUACGCUGAAUCGCCCCCAAACACGUAUACACGAACCAUCACAAACCACCAUCGAUCAGCCCGCAAACACUUCCUAAUCCCUUAAAUGUUCACGUCCUUCGGAAGAGAUCCUAAUUUUUAUCAAAGCCGUCCAGCUUAACUUUGCGAGGAUAUUUCUUGGUAUUUUCGCACGCGAGUUAUAAUUAAUCAGCAAGAGAACGUUAUAAAUAGGCUUAUAACAAACGAGGAAUCACAUGGAUCCCGAAUUCAUUCUCAACGCGUGUUGUUCGUGUGUGAGCGUGUCGCCCGUAUGACGAUUCGAAUGGGACAGAUUGCCGUCAUUUUCACGGAAAGGAACGAUGUAACUAUAAAAGAAAAAACGAUGGUAAACGAUGCGAGGAUCGGAUGAGCGAUUUAUCGAAAAAGAAAGAGGAGAAUGUAGGAAUGAAAGUUAGACAGAUCGUUAACUCGCUGUAGAACGAAUGCUAGUCACUCUUCCUUGGAACAAUGUUGGCGUUCAUCAAGUAUUACAUAGAAAGCGUGAAUAGUAUCGUGAAAGGUUUUUAUCGCGUGCAUAGCUUGAAUUGUUUGCACAUGCGAUACGGUCGGCGUAGCACCGUACACUGUUCACUUUUAAGUAGGCUAGCUAGCUUCUUCUUUUUAUAGUCGUUCCAGAUUAGUGAUGGACAAGUGCUCGCGAGGACACGAGGCAUGUAAUGACGGGCUUUUGAGGAUUUUUAUGGGUAGUCAAUUCGAAAAUCUAAAUUUGUAAAUUUACAAGUCUGGAUGUUAAAAAUUUGUAAUCUGCAUAAAUGCACAUCAGUAGCCUCGAGACCUUCGAGCACUUGGUCGGCGCAUCACUGUUCUAGAUCGCGACAUAUUUCCUUUCGCUGACAAUCGAUGACGCGAUUUCGGGUCAGAGGUAACAGAACAAGCGUGGAGAAGAGGAGGACAAAGAGGAGCGAGGGCGCGAAAAGAGAACAGUGUGAGAGGAACACGGGGUUAAAUGAGAAUAAUUCGGUACGAGCGUGUCACGGUUCUCGUCGGUGAUCGUUCGCGACGCAUUUCUUCCGCGCUGCGCGAUUUCGCGGAUCACGCGAUUCGAUGCGGCCAAAAGUACUUAAAAAACAGGGAGAAGAACGAGAGGAAAAUUGCCCAAAUACGCGAACGUCUCAGGAUAAGUAUCUAGUCAGGACUCGCGCGCGGUUUGGACGCGUCGCGAAUUACCGGCGGUCCCCGAUUCCUUCAUAGAUGUCGAUAAAUACACUUUAAAUAAAUCAUAUACAGUACUGUCGUACGUGGUAGAUGUAAAAGUAAGUGCAUGGUGCAUUCGUCGUUCUAUAGCGAUCAAUCACUCUUGAGCUUGCUAAAUACCACGAUGUAACGUGUAAUUAAGGAAAAAAGCAUUUAGCCUCGGUACUUAUUAUUGUGCACCCGAUACGCCGUCAUUGGCGAAUCGAUCGCUCGUUAAUCGUACAAUUUAUACACGCAUAGGACAAUGUUACGUGUGCAACAAUCGUGUUAAUUACAAUGGUAUUAUCGCUGCUACUCGUUAUGGGCGUGCUUAUGCAUGAUUGUUCGUAUCGUUUCGUUUGCGUGUCGAGAGAAAGAAGAUCGAGACAACGAGAAAAGCGUGUAUGGAGGAUAAAAAAGAAAAUGAAAAAAAAACGAGGAUGCGAGAUUGUGUAAUGUAUGCGUGAGAAGAGUAUCGUGCCUGGUGCUUCGGAUAAUAUUAAUUUCACAUAUUGUACACUGCGCUGCAACGUAGGCUUCCCUUGGAAAAGGACAAGGAAAGGGAGAAGAGCUUCUAACUUGCUUUUAGGGAUCAAAUGUAAGCUUCAAUCUUCCGAGUUGCUAAAUUCUGAAUCAUCCAAAUUUUCAAAGUUUCGAGGGAGCGUUUGAUAAUUUGUAAACUUGGAAAUUCAGAAAUAAUUUAAGAAUUUCUAAUUUAGAAACUGAAAAUUUUCCAACCACGAGUAAUGGAGACCUUUUUUUAACAUCGCUGUUGUCCUUAGCGAAGCCUACCAUGCUCGGUGGUGUACUUAAAUGUACAGACGCAUACUAUCGACACCUUAUUUUCGCUACGAUGAAAGUAAAAAGAACAAAAAAAUGAGAAAAAGGGACGAUGCAAUGAAUUACGGCACGCACGACAUUCCAUCCGCAUUUCCUGUUCUUCGGCGAUGCGCCUUUUUUGAAUUCGAAUCGCUUCGCGCGUUGCCAGCGCCGCGGGAAAUUCAAAUGACAGGAGAUGCGCGAUGAAACAAUUCGCGUGCGCACAAGAACGCAAAGCAGCGUAAGAAUGCGUAGCGUGGAGAAUGAAAGAAAUAGAUAAAGAGAGAAAGGAACAGAGAAAAGCAAAAAGAUUUUAAACAGAGGAGUUUUUAUAUUUGUUUAUAGGUGUGUGAGAAUGCUGCACUUUUCGAGCAAGUUGUUAGUGAAUUCCCUCCAUAUUGCUAUAUAUAUAUGAACAAAAAAAUUAUAUAUAUAUUAUAUAUAUAUAAAAAAAGGAAGUUAAAAAAAUCAAUUCUCUGUCCGUAAUCGAACUUCGGUAUUAUACAUAAGAAUAACGCUACUAUUUUAAAUAACGCUAAGUACAACGCUACAACAAAGGUUUGCCUAUAAUUAUUAUAUUGAUUAUAACUACAAUUUAUUCUCAUGAUUAUUAAUUAUUAUUAAUAUUGAUUACCAAGUAUAAUUGAUUAGUGCUCCGAUCACAGAAGUUCGUGGUUGCAUUUCACCCGUACUUAAAUGAUUAUUGAUAAUCGAAACGAAUCACACAAAGCAAAGAUUUGUACAAUUCGUGUAUCGGCCACGUGUUUUCGCGUCGUUGUACGCGGGGAAACGUGCGAUCGUAUUUCGUGUAAAGAGACAAAGAGAAGAAAAAAAAACGAAAAGACGAAAAAAAGAAGUAAAUGAAAAAAAUCCGAGGAUUAAUGGUUCGUUUAGAUACGAAGCUGCCCGUAGAAGUACUUAACAAUUGUAGAUUAAUCGAACGUUCUACGUUUCUAAGCGUAAUCACGGGCGGAUGAGAGAGAAAGAAACAAAAUGACGCAUAAACGUCGCGGAAUAACACUUACUCGAACGCUUAGUCGUUUAGAAUCGUAAACCUGUUCAGUAUUUAGCGGCGGCGAGGAAGAGGGAAACGACGACGAUUUUGAAAAAAAAAGAGAACGAACUCUUCGAGAAACGAUCGUCGUCGCCUGCCUCUUCCCACGGCCAUGCAAUUUUUCCAAUCAAUCGAUAAGAAGUCAAUAUAUAUACAGAGAUUGUAGAGAAGAAAAAUGAUGCUAAGAGGAGGAGAAGUCGAAGAGAAGCAGGAUAAAAGAGAAUAAUAAAAUCAUUGUAGCGAAAUCGUAGAGCUGCGUUCGUUAACACCGAGGAUCCAUCGAGUUCAUCUGCGUCAAAGUAGCGUUUUAUAAUCGUGAGUCCAUUUCUUAUGCGUAAUAAUACGAUUUAAAAAAAAAAGGAAUAAAACACACACAAAAUAUAUAUUGUACAGCAUUUGUAAUGCUAUAUAAAACACGAGCCAUCCGCUCUGGAUUAAGCUUAAGCCUCAUCCGAUUCACACGAAGACUCAUCAAAUUAGUCGCUGCAGUUGCAUUUCUUCAAAGACUGAACAUCGUUCCGCGAUCUAUUGUUUUCUAUUGUACAUCACACAAAUCGUUGUCAUUGUUGUUGAUCUCGAGCAGGUAUCUAUAAAACGUGAUUUCCAAUGCCGCGAAUUUUCAAUUAGCAGACACGAAAAAAUGCAAAAAGAACGGGGAGAGACGAGAGGAAAUGGCCUAAUUCUUUUUUCACAAUUUGCAAGAUAGAGUUAACGUUAGAAGAGCACCAGAAUGAAAAUGAAAAAUGGUACGAUGUUCGAUCGACGAACAAAUGGCUGCAAUUAAUUAUCCUUAUCAGAAGAAACCUCGAUGCUUGUCUAAUAUAAUUUCUGACGAAAGGGAAAGUUUGGUAACCGGCGACGGUGAUCAAGCCUCGUCGACGACACGGACGACGUUUCCCGGCACUUUUAAAAGGAUACUAUUUAAGUAGAGGUACUUAAGUCGUUGCUACAUACCAGUAUAAGCUCUAUUGCUUAUUUUAUACUUAGUAUUAUCGUAACGUUUCGAUUAGAGGUAACAUAAUGGGAAAGCUGUAUCUUAGCAUUAAGGUAGACUUAAUCUGUAAAGAUAAGUAGUCAAAUAAAUGAAAAGUACAUUUGA